Messenger RNA from Microplitis mediator, 1631 nucleotides. RefSeq lists its product as uncharacterized. Bases 1 to 669 code for a protein of 222 amino acids. The transcript is spliced from 5 exons. Lineage: Eukaryota; Metazoa; Arthropoda; Insecta; Hymenoptera; Braconidae. The record is from RefSeq and is a predicted model, not a curated record.
AUGAUUUUAAAACUUACAUUUAUAAUAUUACUUACUGCAAUAAUUAUUGCAACAAAAAGUGAACCAAUGAAGAAAAAUUGCUUACGUCUUGGUCAAAAAUGUUCGAGUAAUGAUCAGUGUUGUUUAAAUAAAUGUGAUGGUAUAUGCAUGCAAGUAAUUAACAGUUUGUCUGAUUAUUUAAUGCUUAUGCGCACUGGAAAUCCUGCAUUUUGUCUUUCAACAGGCACUCAAUGCAAUGUCAACAGCGAUUGCUGCUCUAGUAAGUGUGUUCGUGCUAAAAGGAAAACUUAUUAUACUUGCAUUGCUGAACCAUCUACUUCAACUGCUAAUAACAAUAAUAAUAAUAAUGAUGCUACGACAAUCGAAAACAUUGAAACUGAAACUUGCCGAGCAAAUGGAUUGCAAUGUAUUGAAAAAGAACACUGUUGCUCAAAAUUCUGUUUAGCGAAAUACUUAGUUGGAGUGACAUAUAUGUAUUGUGCACCAUUACCAGAUAAAUCAGUUACUACUCGAAUAACACAUGAAAUUACUGAUACCACAACACCGCCAGAAAUAGCUGUUACAGGUCCAAGAUGUUCUCUAUAUGAAGAAAGCUGCUAUCGAGACGAAGAAUGUUGCUCCCAAGCUUGUUUUACUUACUUCGGUCAUUUUAGAAAAGUUUGUUUUUAAGGAGAUCUUUAAUUAAAAAAUAGUUUGAAUAAACCACAAUUUGAUCAUAAGGAUCAACCUAACAAACAAAAAUUCAUAAAAAUUAUAUUGUUUUCUUUUAUUUUAUCUUUGAUAUGUUUGUAACGUAUCCAUUUUCCCUGGCAUUCAUUUAGAGUGUUCAAACUCGACUCAGGCAUUUAAACUAAACGCAAUAGAAAAUUUAUCAACUUAAAUUUUAAAAAUUCCAAAUUUUUUUACAUUAUGUACUACACAGCAUUGUAAUUUUAUCAAAAAUAUUUUAAAUUCGAGUUUAUUCAGAAAUAUUCGGCUCUUUUCGUUAGAAUGAAUUACGUGACGUAUCGAGGCGUGUAUAAACGAGCAUGUCUAUAUAAAACAUCUUUUUUUUUGUUUCUUAUUGGCUAUCGCCCCAAUUGGGCCACGUGCCACUUGCUGUUGUAUUUUUUUUUUUUUUGUUUAUUUUCUUGUAUGUAAAACAUCUUGUGAACUAUUUUUUGUAUUAUGGUCUCAGUAAGGGAAUGAACUUUGGAAAUAGCCCCCACUACCAAACAUUCAUAAGGUACGCAUGCGCAAUGAAAAGUGAGAUAAUAUUUAGUACAUAGAUUAUCCAGAGUGGAAGUAAAAACCGAUGACACUUGAAGUCCUAUUGGGAUGUCCUCUUGUUGGGAUAAAUUUUUGGAUCAAUUAAGUCGAUGGACUGUUUUUAUUAUUGUUAGCGGUGAUUUAUUCAAAUAAAUAAAGUACACGGAAAGAAUUUUUGUAUGAAUAUUGUUAUGUCAUCCCCGUUUAGACAAUCUCAUAAAAUCCUAUAGAUUCUCAUACAUUCUUAUAAAGAUUUUAUAAGAAUGAAUGAGUUCUAUGAGAAGUGCUAUAGUUAAGUAUAGAGCCUUAUACAUACAUCUAUGAGAAUCUAUCGAAUUUUUUAUACAGGGGUUUGUUCUAAAAAUUACACUUAUCGAGUAAUC